CAUUUUUCAGCACUUCGCAUAUCUGGAUUCGACCUUGCAUGCGCGCAGGCGCGAGGCGCCUCGGCCCGCACACGCUUCGCUCCGUUCUUUUCUUCAGUCUGCGAACGAACGCCGCGUCGAACGUAUGUCUCCGGCGCUGCGACGCAGCAAAACCUAAACGCGAAACCAUACAUCAACCAAAUACAUUGAAAUAACACUUGUUUACCAACACAAGAACUGUUUAAAGUUAAAUAGUGAGUGUAACAGCUCGCGCGGACGCGGAUUUCUUCCUAAAAGGUUUCGUCGAAGAUGUCUCGUUGAUUCUGCCAGGCUGAUUUGAACUCUACGCGAUGACGAAAAGGUUCGAAUUCAACUGGCAGAUCCCGGUGCCCGAACCGCUACUACAGGGCGCGGUAUUCGACCGAUGGACGGAAGAGAAGGACAACACCGAGCUCGAACAGAACUGCACAUUCAAAGUGGACGAGUAUGGCUUCUUUAUCUACUGGAAGAGCGAUGGAAAGGACGGUGACGUCAUCGAGCUGUGCCAAGUCAGCGACAUUCGCGCUGGAGGUGUGCCAAAGGACUCGAAGCUGAGCACGAACUUGCUUAACAAGCACGGGGAGACGCUGGAAGACAAGUCCCUCACCAUCUGCAGUGGCACUGACUACAUCAACAUCAACUACCAGCAUGUCGUCUGUCCCGACGCCAAUACUGCCAAGGUAUGGAAGGAGAGUCUCCGAGCCAUCACUCACAACAACAAAAUCAACAAUGUCUGUCCAAGAACCAACCUUAUGAAACAUUGGAUGCGUCUCUGUUUCCUCACGGACCCCAAAGGCAAGGUCCCUGUCAAGGUGGUGGCCCGAACCUUCGCAUCAGGCAAGACUGAGAAGCUGGUGUACCAGUGUCUGUCGGAGCUGGGGCUUCCAUCAGGGAAGAAUGAAGCUAUGGAGAAGGAGGCCUUCACUUUUGACAAGUUCUACGCGCUUUACCAUAAAAUCUGUCCGAGAAAUGAUAUUGAAGAAUUAUUUAGGUCCAUAACUCAAGGCAAAUCCGACAAGAUCAACUUAGACCAGUUCGUGAACUUCCUGAACGAGAAGCAGCGUGACCCCCGCCUAAACGAGAUCCUGUACCCGCUGUACGACGACAAAAGAGCGGCGGAGAUCAUCAACACGUACGAACAGGAUGAGGCUGCAAAGAACGAAAAAUGCCUAACGAAAGACGGGCUCAUCCGCUACCUCAUGUCCGAUGAAAACGCUCCCGUGUUUCUGGACAGACUGGACAACUACAUGGACAUGGACCAGCCGCUAGCUCAUUAUUACAUCAACUCCUCCCACAAUACGUACCUCUCGGGACGACAGUUUGGUGGCAAGAGCUCUGUGGAGAUGUACCGACAAGUGUUGUUAGCUGGAUGUCGCUGCGUAGAACUCGACUGCUGGGACGGCAAAGGCGAAGACGAGGAACCAAUCAUAACGCACGGCAUGGCUAUGUGCACAGACAUCCUCUUCAAAGACGUCAUCUACGCGCUCAGAGACACCGCUUUCGUGACGUCGGACUACCCCAUCAUAUUGUCGUUCGAGAACCACUGCUGCAAGGCGCAGCAGUACAAGCUGGCUAAAUACUGCGAUGAGAUCUUAGGCGAUUUGCUGUUGAAAGAACAGCUUCCUGACUAUCCGUUGGAACCCGGCCAGCCCCUACCACCGCCUUCAGCGUUGAAGAGGAAAAUCAUGAUCAAGAACAAGCGGCUGAAGCCGGAGGUGGAGCGGCAGGAACUGGAGCUGUUCCGUCAGGGGCAGUUCGUUAUUGAGGACGAGGUUAAGGAGGACGCUUCUGCCGUCGCCGUGCCUGAUAAGAAGCCCGAAGAAAUAGUGGCCGAAGCAGCGACAGCGGGCGACGACGCGCCUCCACCCGUGGCCUACACCGGCUCCACCACCAACGUGCACCCCUGGUUGUCCUCCAUGGUCAACUACGCGCAGCCCAUCAAGUUCCAAGGAUUUGAGGAGGCUGAUAAAAAGAAUAUCUACCACAACAUGUCUUCCUUCGCCGAGACCACCGGCAUGAACUACCUGAAGCAGCAAGCCAUAGACUUCGUCAACUACAACAAGAGGCAGAUGUCCAGAAUCUACCCUAAGGGCACCCGGGCUGACUCUUCUAACUACAUGCCUCAGGUAUUCUGGAACGCCGGCUGCCAAAUGGUGUCCCUCAACUUCCAAACCUCGGACCUCCCCAUGCAGCUCAACCAGGGCAAGUUCGAGUACAACGGUAACUGCGGAUACCUCCUCAAACCGGACUUCAUGAGGCGGGCGGACAGGAGCUUCGACCCGUUCGCUGAUGCCCCCGUCGACGGCGUGAUCGCGGCUCAAUGUUCUGUGCAAGUAAUAGCCGGCCAGUUCUUGUCCGACAAGAAGAUCGGCACAUACGUAGAAGUCGACAUGUAUGGUCUACCAACUGACACCAUCCGUAAAGAGUUCAGAACACGCAUGGUACCCGCCAAUGGACUGAAUCCUGUCUACAAUGAAGAACCUUUCCUAUUCCGAAAGGUCGUGCUCCCGGACCUGGCCGUGCUCCGGUUCGGCGUGUACGACGAGAACGGCAAGCUGCUGGGGCAGCGCAUCCUGCCGCUGGACGGGCUGCAGGCCGGCUACCGCCACAUCUCGCUGCGCACCGAGGCCAACUUCCCCAUGUCGCUGCCCAUGCUGUUCUGUAAUAUCGAGCUGAAGAUCUACGUGCCUGAUGGGUUUGAAGAUUUUAUGGCGGCCCUGUCCGACCCCCGCGCGUUCAUGGGCGCGGCCAAGGAGCGCACCGACAACAUGAAGCAGAUGGGCAUCGAGGAGAGCGGCCCCGAGAAGAAGGUGCAGAUCGAGGACAAGAAGGAAGAGCCGCUAGUAUUCGAGCCAAUCACAGUAGAGUCCCUUCGCCAAGAGAAGGGCUUCGUUAAAACUGGCCGCAAGCAGCAGAAGGAGCUGGAUGCCAUGCGCAAGCGCCACGCCAAGGAGAAGCUCGCCAUGCAGAAGACGCAGUGCAGCGCGCUUGAGAAACUCAUCAAGGGCAAGAACAAAGAGCAGCUAAGCAACGACGCGGCCUUCCGCAAACUUGUCACCGACCAAUCAGCGGCAUGGAGCGAGCUGGUGGCCAAACACCGUCUCGAGGAGUGGAGCUCGGCGCGCAGCCGGUUGGAUGAGCAGCGAGAACUGCUCAAGAAGAUGAUGGAGACCACCCAGCAGGUGCAGAUGAAGCAGCUCGAAGCCAAGCAUGAGAGGGAGCUGAAAGACAUGAACGGCCGGCAGGCCAAGAUCAGCAUGGAAACCAGCAAGGAGGUGGCAAAUGAUAAGACCCUGAAGACCAAGCAGGAGAAGGACCGCCGGCUGAGGGAAAAAAAGCAAAACAACACUAAGAAGUUCAUGGAGGAACGGAAAACGGCGACGAUCAAGCAGAACCGCGAGAAGGAGAAGCUCAAGGUCACGCACGACAAGCAGAUGGAGGAGCUCUCCAAGGACGUUGACAACCUGAUCGAGAUGUACAAGAUGGAGGAAUCGGAGUUCGACAAUUCGAGCAAAACGGAGUUCUUCGCAUGAAAGUACCCCGAUAUUGCUCCUCUUUUCGAGCAAUUGACUAGUAUGCCAGUGGCCACUGAAGCGAGUGACUCGAGCCAGUGAGCUGGCGAGUGUGAAGUGAUCUCUUCAUAAUCAAACCUCGGAAUUUAGGGGGUAAAUUUUGACGACAGGUAGGGAGUUCCUAUAUCGAUCACUUAAGUUAUCGAUACUUUUCCCUUACACUAGUGAUAACCGCUAGCUUCGUUUUUUAACUGUAUAUUUUGUAUGUAUUUCGGGGUUGAUGAUAAAGUUCACACAAAGCAUAUUAUGAUCGCUUGGUUAGAAAAAAAACGACGACAUGUUUCAAAAAUCCCUUCCUAAAUAGAAAAGGGAAUUGUGUAAUUAUUUUGUUUCAUUUUACUUCCAAUAAAAUUAUAUUUUUACAAACCAAACUUGGAGCGAUCACUUGUAGGUAUAUGACAGAAGCUUUGAUAAUUGAGUUUAUCGAUAUAGGAAUUCCCUGCCUGUCAUUAAAUGUUGCCCCCUAAAUUUCGAGGUCUGUUAAUAAAUAUAAUAAAAUAAUCUAUUUAUUACCUAAGAUUAAUUCCAUGUCAAUCCAAAGUUCCAGAGUGACCUUUUGUUUGAGGUUUAGAUGAAUUUUCAUAUAUUUUUUUAGUAAAUUUUAAUAAGUGUGUUUAAUUCACCUGGUUAUAUUUAAGAUAUUAUAAUAUAUGUCAUAAUAUAGGUCAUGUUUAUUUUAUUUAGUGUAAACUGUUACCACUAAAUCUUAGGGAAGUAUUUUGUACCUAUGUGGUAUAAUGACAGCUGUCAAUGUCAAUAUUUAUUUGAUCGUUGUAAGUUGUAACUCGCCCUUAUUACAUUGAACAAAUUUAUUUAGAAAUAAUUUUCACCAACAUUAUUAACUAGCAUAUAUUUUAGGAAGUAAUAAAAAUAUUGUUAAUCAAAAUUGGAACGAGAAAUUUAACGAGAAAUAUUGACGAACUGAAAUCUGUUGUUUCGGCCUUUUUCGGUUAGUUAAAAUUGACUAAAUAUAAGCGAACUAUAAUACAUUGUAAGUUGUAUGGCAAUGGGGAAUAACAUGUUCUUUCUACGGGUAAUAUUUAAUCUAUUUUAGUUUAGACACUUCCAGUAAAAUACUAGUCUUCUCUUUAGAUUUCUUCCUUUUUUAAAGUCAAUCACAACUCUAGCCGCCAUACAAUCCAAGUUACGCUCAUGUCAAAUCAGGCAGAUCAUUAAAUUCCUAGGCAUAUGGUGAAACGUGAAAAUCAUUGUGUCGUUGCCCGAGUCGACGGAGCUUGCUAUUUCUAUACUCUGUAUCAGUUAAGGGUAGAUGAGAACAUUACAUGAUCAAAUAAUGUAGGUUAAAGUCAGGUCGUUCAGUGACAGAUCCAGGUGGUUUUGUAUUUGGUUGGAUAACCGAUAAUGUAAAAUUUGCAAAUUGAUUGUUUACUUUUAUUGAAAUACCUAAAUAUACAGAGUAUAGACAGUUUUCCUCUCGGGCAUCUGAAGCAACCUAACGAAGCUAUCCUACCUAUUGGUUUAAUGUGACUAUCGUCAAAACACUACCCAGGAACAAUCGGCCUGAUUUUACGAUCGGCCGCCGACACUUGUAUUUUUAAACGGCAUUCCGAAAUAUCAUGAAGAUAUUUGAUAUAAUAUCAUUACCGUCGUUUCAAAAUGGGAGCAUAACUUCGAUUGUAUGGGAGCGCUUUUUGGUGGCAGAUUCGUGUGACUCUGAUAUGACUGUUGACAAUUAUACGCAAGUUUAAUUUAAUUGAUGAAAGCAUUAUAAGUAAGAUAUACCCACAUUUUUUAAUUUUUACAUUAUCUUUUCCGAUCCCCAUGACAAUGUAUGUAUCACUUUAUAUAGUUUAUAUUAUUAAAAUUACUUGUAUUUUAAGCGAAAUAUUAAUUUUAAAUGUUGGUAAGGGAUCAAAUGCCAAAAAAAAUUCACGAAAAUAAUAAAAUUAUAGUUGUGAAAUUUGAAAUAAAUAUCAUUCACCGACCCCAAUGCAUGAGGUUACUGAAAAUUUAAUAGUUUUCUUUUCAGAUCUCAUGAAAGGAGUAGUGAAAUAUGCAUACUUAAUUUAUUAUAGUGGAAUUUUUGAGUGGUCUAAAAUUACUUGAAAGCAAUAUUUUGAAUAAUGGCCUUGUAUUCUGUGGAUCCCAUCGAAGAAAUAAAAUCUAAACGUGUUAAAACAACUAAAAUGUAGGGUGGAAAUUGCAAUAACAGAUUAUGUAGAAAUAACUAGUCUAGUAGUUUUUAUACAAGCCCAGCUAGUUGUACUGCCCCAAUGUCAAAAAGAAUCUAUGGAUCUCAUUAAUAUAUAUCUAAGGACGGGCCUUACGGGCAAUUAGAAUGGGCCCAGUACAGCGGUGUCACGCACACGAAUUCGAGCCAAUCGUGCAGUCUAACGCCACAACGUGAUUGGUUGAUGUGUUCGCAUCACGCGCGCGAUUAGUCGCAACUAGUUACGUUAGACUGCACGUUUGGCUCGAAUUCGUGAUUGACACCGCUGAACUAGCACCAUUCCUAGUGUCCGUAAGGCACGUCCUUAGAGAUAUGUAAAUGAUGGAUCUAUGAUUAUAUGUAUGUAUAAUACGAGUAUGAAUCAAUAUUUUCUUUGUAUUUGUUUUUUUAGUCUUCGACCGAAACUAUAGCAUGUAAUGCCAUUUUUUAAAAGAUACUUCGUAGUUUUAGACUCUUAAAAAAUACUAUUAUAAAAAUGUAUGGAGGUAUCUAAGAGUAUAACUAUACUAUCAUUCCAUUCCAAUUUUAUACUCUCAUACUUUUCUCGUUGCUAGUGGACCAAACUACUAUAUUUCAAGAUACUGAAUAUUAACUUUUAGUUACUCUAACUGUUGUUGUAAGUCUAAUACUAAGUAAUAUACAGAAAUUUAAACACUGUAAUGACGUAAUAAUAAGCCAAAGAGAUUAUAUUAUUUAAUCAACAUGUUUGAACUACUUAUUUGAUUUCAAAUCAAUUAUUAGUGUAGGUGGACUCUUUUGAUGUCAAUAUUAAUUAAGAAUAUAUUUUGAAAACUUUAUUUCUUCGUUUGUCAAUAUGUGGUUAAAUUGACCACUAUGUAGAGUAAAACCUAUUUAGGUGUCUAUUUGUGGUACCUAUCUGUUGAUUUCUAGUCAAUUUCAUUAUAGGGUAAAAGUACAUGAUGUUAAGUUCAAUUAUAUCAUAUAAAAAACACUACUUACAUAUUUUGACAUACUUACCACAUAAAGUGGUUGACAUUCAACUUUAGAUUCAAUUUAUGAAUUACAUAAAUCUAAUAUAAAAUUGUAGAAAAUCCUAGAUCGUUAAAAUUGUUAUAUAAUAAUAAAUUCUUUCUAAACUAUACUAUUCUAAAUUAUAGAUUUAAAAAAGAUAGUGAGAAUAAAUCAUAAGUGUUUCUUAACAUAAUGAAAAUGUAUUGCAAAAAAUUUACAAUUAUUAAUCAAUAUUAUGUUGUAAAACUAAUAUUUACGAUUGCACUUUAUUGACUUUGAUAAUAAAACUGUAUUAGGUAAUAUGAGAAAAUGUGAACAAAAAAAUCUUUUCGUAGUUGUUGAUGAAACGAAAUUUAACAUUUUGAAACUAGCUAGUUUUUGGAAUUGUGAUAUAAGUAGGGGGGAUAUCCAGAAUUGGCCUACUGGAGUGAAUUUAAGAUUCACAAAGCUCUUGAAAACAUUUUUAGAAUUGUUUACGAAAUUAAGGACUGGGCAUAUGAGUGUCAAACAUUUUUGGUAUCUCAAUUUAUUUUACUAAAUUUAAUCAUUUUCAAUUAGCAUUUUAAGAGCUUAUAAAUAAGGCACUUUCUGAACAAAAUGUAUUGGCACUUGAUGUAUUUUGUAUUUUGAUUGCAUACCGUAUGAACCGAGUAGUGUUAAGGGUCAAAAGUAAAGCAUAUAUUCUAAAUUCAUUGUAUUGUACCUAUUGAACAUAGUUAAACACAUUGCUCUGCAUAUUAUAUUAUCAGAGGGUUUAAAUGAAAAAGCGGAUUUACAGAAUGGCUAGCAUUUAUAAUGUAGAGUUUAUUUAUGGUGUGCAUCCUUAUUUAUAGUCUUGCCAAUCAAUUCUAUCACAAAGGGCUCGAAAUUCAAAAGCGCAGAAGGUUGACCCUUGAUAUAUAUAAUAUCAAUAAUAAUUCAGCCUAUAUACGUCCCACUGUUGGGCACAGGCCUCCUCUCAUGCGCGAGAGGGUUCGGGCUAUAGUCCCCACGCUCUAGCCCAAUGCGGAUUGGGGACUUCACACACAACUUUGAAUUUCUUUGCAGAUGUAUGCAGGUUUCCUCACGAUGUUUUCCUUCACCGAAAAGCUAGUGGUAAAUAUCAAGUGAUAUUUCGUACAUAAGUUCCGAACCACCGCUUCUUGAUAUAUAUUUUCAAUUUAUCACCUUUUUUUAAACAGAAAUGGGUUGGCAACACUAUGUAGGAGGAUGCAUCUGCCAUGGCAUAGACAAUACAUCUACUUCUUAAGCUAGAGUUUGUGCAUUGAUUGCAUAAUUAUAACUGAAAAAUGCUAACCAUUCAUCAGUACUUAACCGUCAAAUAGCUAUAAUAAAAAUAUGUUGUAUCCAAAGAUUUAUUUACUGUUUAAUGUACAAUAAUUAAAUUAAAUCAUUUUAAACACAA
Messenger RNA from Cydia pomonella (codling moth), 8158 nucleotides. RefSeq names its product 1-phosphatidylinositol 4,5-bisphosphate phosphodiesterase (gene norpA). The coding region runs from base 330 to 3551 and encodes 1073 amino acids. Gene Ontology annotation, molecular function: phosphatidylinositol-4,5-bisphosphate phospholipase C activity; calcium ion binding. Gene Ontology annotation, biological process: lipid metabolic process; phosphatidylinositol-mediated signaling. The transcript has 22 exons. Lineage: Eukaryota; Metazoa; Arthropoda; Insecta; Lepidoptera; Tortricidae. The record is from RefSeq and is a predicted model, not a curated record.